This is a messenger RNA of Cylicocyclus nassatus, 651 nucleotides long. The record is from the annotation of a GenBank genome assembly. Lineage: Eukaryota; Metazoa; Nematoda; Chromadorea; Rhabditida; Strongylidae.
AUGACUAGACACUCACCCACCAGGUCACGUUGCAUUCUAAAGCAUGGAGGAGCGGGCGUACGGGUUCUUAACCGGCACAUGAGUAGUAUUCAUUUUCUUAUUCUUGUGGUUCUCGUUUCAACGGCAUCACCUCCCAAUUGCGGUCGUUGCCCUUGCUCCUGGUCAUAUUUUGAGGUUACUGAUGCAUGUUACAAGAGGUUUGAACGGCCACAUUCAUUUGACGAUGCAGAGAAUCGAUGCCGUGUUUUCAAAGGACACUUAACCUCAAUUCAUAGUUAUCUGGAAAACGAUUUCGUCGAGCGGAUAGCCGAAAAUGGAACAUUUACUGGAGAGAAUGAUCGCUUGUCGUGGAUAGGACUAAAGCGGAACAAGGGCAGCAAAACUUGGUUUUGGACUGAUGGCUCUCCUUAUGGUUAUAACAAGUGGGCAGGACAACCGGAGACUGAGAACAAAACACAAGAGAAAUGCGCGCAGAUGGUGUCCACAUUUACAAAGAAGAAAGCUAUCGUCUUCAAAGCGUUAUGGCACGAUGCGGAUUGCAACUCCAAUGCGACAUUUUUCAUUUGCAAAAAGAAAGCUUGAUAAAUUUUGUGUUGUUAUGAUUCUAAAAGUCAAUGGGAGUGGCGUUAUGGACAUGGAUAAAGAUUGUUG